Molecule: messenger RNA, 2439 nt
Organism: Neopelma chrysocephalum (saffron-crested tyrant-manakin)
Lineage: Eukaryota; Metazoa; Chordata; Aves; Passeriformes; Pipridae
Gene: HSF2BP
Product: heat shock transcription factor 2 binding protein
Exons: 9
Coding region: 134-1096 (320 amino acids)
Cellular component (GO): cytosol
Source: RefSeq, a predicted model, not a curated record
UCAGUCCCUCCUUUUCCCCACCGCACGACGCUCUGUCCCUGCUGUCGCCUCUAUCGCGAUGUGGCGCUGUGCCGGCCUCGCUGGCGACGCGCAGGUUGUGACCUCAGGUGCAUAACUGGGUGACUUGACCCUUAUGGAAGAGCUCUGCGAGGACUGGAGUCAAAUCUACAUCCAGGCACCUGGUGUUACUAAGGCUGAGACCAAAGAGGAAUUUGUCAAAGUUAGAAGAAGGGAUUUGGAAAGGCUGACAACUGAGGUUAUGCAAUUGCGGGAUUUCUUACCCAAAAUAGUGAAUGGAGAUAUCCUGGGGACACUCCAGAAACUGGAUGCUAUUGAAUCAAACCUGGAGAAAAAGGAGGAGGAAGUUCAGCAGCUGAGAAUGGAUUGUGAACACUUCAAAGCCCGUCUGGAAACGGCCCAGGCAGAUUGCAUGAGAGAGAAGAAGGAGAAACUGGACCUGCGGCAGCAGCUGAACGAGGCCAAGCAGCAGCUCCUGCAGCAGGCAGAGUAUUGCACAGAGAUGGGGGCUGCUGUUUGCACCUUGCUCUGGGGGGUGUCCAGCAACGAGGAGGCUGUGAAAACCAUUCUAGGAGGAAGUAAAGCAGUAAAGUUUUUCACAAUCACUGCCCAGACCAUGGAGAGCUUUGUGAAGUCAUUAAGUGAAGACAUGAAACAGCAGGAUUUGGAUUCUGAUGAAAAUCAGUUUGUAUUAGCCUUGGCAGGGAUUGUGACAAAUGUGGCCGCGCUGGCGUGUGGCCGUGAGUUCUUGGUAAGCUCAAGUCAUGUAUUACUGGACACGAUGAUGCACCUCCUGGGAGACAUGAAGCCAGGACUCUGUAACAAAUUUAAAGUGCUAAUGCUAAUGUCACUUUACAAUGUGAGCAUCAACUUGAAAGGCUUGAAGUACAUCAGUGAAAGUCCAGGUUUUAUUCCCUUGCUUUGGUGGCUGUUGAAUGGCUUUUUGAAGAGACGGAGACAUACCUUGAUGUUGAAUACAUGGAUUGAAGAGAAAGGAAAAAAAAAACUAAUAAAGGCUUCUAGUGGAGUAAGAAUGUUACCAGCAAACUGUCCUACUGUCUUUAGAAAAUUUGGAUGAGCUGGCUUUAUGUUCACUAACAAGAACUCUUAAUAGCUCUUUCCGCUGGAGGCUUUACUGAUCAUAGGAGAAAACCAAAUGUUUUACACACUUUGUGAAGGUAAUGCAGAUCUCUGUAGUUUUAGCACUUUGUGAAGUGGACUAUCUUUUUCUUCUAUUUUUUUCUGCCUUUUAAAAACUGUCUAAAAGUUGGGCACCCUUUAAUAAGCAACACUGAUCACUGAAGAAUAUCCUCUGUGUAGGUAUCAGCUAUGCCUCCUUACAUCUUCCCAGCCUGGUGCCAGCAUAAAACACAUGAAUGAUGACUCAGAUUUCUGUCCGUGGAGCAGCUUGUGGCAUCAACAGAGUUCUCUUCUCAUGGAGCACCAUUUGUUUGCAGAGCAGCUGCUCCCAUCUUGGAGAAAACAGGCAGCUUUAGUUUCCUCCAUCAGCUGCUGUCCCUGUGUUGAUGUCUUGACUGAGGGUUUCACAUAACUUUCAGAUUUAAAGAAGCCCCGUCCUCAGCAACUGAAAAAGAAGCUUUAUCAUUUUGGGUAGAAAUCCACCUGGGAUUUGUCACUAUUUCUUUUUCUGGUGCUUUCCAUCUAUAGAUGCAAUAAGACUUCCAUCCUGUAAUUCCCAAAGAGGUAGAUUGGGACUUUUCUCUGCCGAGGAUCCUUUGAAGAAUAAGAAGACACAGUCAGCUCAGGUAUUAAUAAUAAAGACUAGAUUUUUGUUUUUCAUUUUUGAUCAUGCAGAACAUCUGCCAACAAAUGAAUGCUGGAGAAAAGGAGUCUGGGCUCUUCUCUGCUUUGUUAGUUUGGGUGCGAUUUUUUGUUAGUUGUAUUUUUCUAAUUGUUGUGCAUCUUUAUUUUGGUUUUUUUCCCCACUUUCCUUUUCUUUGAAUGCAGUUUAAAAAAUCUUCGGAUCCAUGAGAAAGUGUGGAAUUCAGAGUCACUAUGUCAGUGGCAUUUUUGGUCAUUUCACUGGGAAAUUGCUCCAGGUACUUCAUUAAACAGAAGACAAAAAGAGAAGUAUGACUAAUUUUAGAUCUUGCCCUUGAGUUUCCUCCACCACUGUUCCACAUGGAAAUCUAACCUUGUUUAUCCAAAUUCCUUGCAAAUGAUGGUCUCUAUUAUAAAUGCUUGUAUGAAGCACAUUCUCAUUUUGCUGCCUGCACCCUUCAAUAUUUGCUUUUCAGGACUAACCCUGAAGGCUUCUAAUGCCUUGCUCUUCUGCCUGAAUUCAUUAUAGCUGUGAGAGUUUUUGAAAAUUCGGGUUAUUUGCAUGGCAGCAUGUUAUUUAAAAGACAUCUGGACAAACAGAACCCUCAUAUUUAUAAACUGAUGUCUGUAUUAAAACAA